AAUGGAGAAAAAGGUUAGGUUACAUGUGUGUAAACUACUGCACACCUUUCAUGACUUGGCAUCCAUCAUUGAGUAAUACAAUUCUCAUGUGCCCCCGGUGACCACUAUCAUUCUGUGUAAAUGAAUACGACUUUACGCGACGACCAUGUUUACACAUGUAUGUAUAUACCUGUGUAUAUAUAUAUAUAUAUAUAGACCUGUUUGGUGCUUCCCGCACAUCAUCACACAGACUAAACCUAAUUUACAAACCCAUUCAAACUAAUGGCUUCGUCUUCUCUACCUUUCUCUUCUCUUCAAUUGCAAUUUCCUUCCCAAACACCAUCAAAGCGUUCGUCCAAGGCCUCAACUCGUAGACUCGCUGUCCGUCCGAUCUCCGCUUCCAUAUCAGAGAAACCGUAUGUGCCGCCGCCGCCACCACCUCCGGCUACGGUGGCGCCGCCGGAGCCCACCAAAAAGCUUCCGAUCCGGAGAAUCCCAGGAAACUACGGCCUUCCAUUUGUGGGUCCCAUCAAAGACCGACUGGAUUACUUUUACAAUCAAGGCCGAAACGAGUACUUCAAGUCCCGAGUUCAGAAGUACCAAUCAACCGUGUACCGGGUCAACAUGCCACCCGGUCCGUUCAUUUCCUCCAACCCAAACGUCGUCGUCCUCCUCGACGGCAAGAGCUUUCCGGUUCUCUUCGACGUGACCAAGGUCGAGAAGAAGGACCUCUUCACUGGGACCUACAUGCCCUCCACUGAACUCACCGGCGGUUACCGAGUCCUCUCCUAUCUCGACCCGUCCGAGCCGAGUCACGGCAAGCUCAAGCGACUCAUGUUCUUCCUCUUGAAAUCUAGUCGCGAUAGGGUCAUACCGGAGUUUCACAACACCUUCACCGAGCUAUUCGAAACCCUAGAGAGUGGGCUAGCCACUGAUGGCAGAGCCGAUUUCGGCGGAGCUAACGAUCAAGCCUCCUUCAACUUCCUGGCUCGGUCUCUGUUCGGGACCAACCCUGCCGAUACCAAACUCGGAACCGACGGACCACAAUUGAUCAGCAAAUGGGUGUUGUUCCAACUCAGUCCUAUACUCGUCCUCGGCUUGCCGAAGCUUCUAGAAGAAGCUCUCCUCCACACCUUCCCUCUACCACCAUUCCUCAUCAAAAAGGACUACCAGAGACUCUACGACUUCUUCUACGACUCAUCGACUCCGAUUCUCGACGAGGCCGAGAGGCUCGGCGUUUCGAGAGACGAAGCUUGCCACAACCUCUUAUUCGCUACGUGCUUUAAUUCCUUCGGUGGCAUGAAACUCUUCUUCCCCAACAUGAUAAAAUGGAUCGGCCGAGCAGGGGUCAAACUGCACACCCAAUUGGCGGAGGAGAUCCGAUCGGCCGUCAGAUCCAACGGCGGAAAUGUGACGAUGGCCGCCAUGGAACAGAUGCCGUUGAUGCAGUCCGUCGUGUUCGAAGCGCUCCGGAUCGAACCGCCCGUACCGUUACAGUUCGGCCGGGCAAAACGCGACCUGGUGAUAGAGUCUCACGACGCUGCGUUUGAGGUCAAAGAAGGUGAAAUGCUAUUCGGGUUCCAACCGUUCGCGACGAAGGAUCCGAAGAUAUUCGACAGAGCCGAAGAAUUUGUCCCGGAUCGGUUCGUGGGUGAGGAAGGAGAGAGGCUGCUGAAGCACGUUCUAUGGUCAAACGGUCCCGAGACCGAGUCUCCCACGGCGGGGAACAAACAGUGUGCCGGAAAAGAUUUCGUGGUCUUGAUGUCGAGAUUGUUGGUGGUGGAAUUGUUCCUCCGUUACGAUUCGCUCGCGAUCGAGGUGGGUAAGUCGGCGUUAGGCGCUUCCGUUACGUUCACCUCUCUGAAGAGAGCCAGUUUCUGAUCAAAGUCAUUUGGGAGUGGAGGGGUAGUUUGGGAAAGUGGAGGGUGGGGGUAUCACGUGAAAUAGGCUCUGUCUGCUGUAAAAUAGUGGGUGACUGUUAGCUAAAACAGGAUAAAAAGAGAAUCUGGAAAGAUUAUGGGUUGAGUGGGGUGAGCCCCCCACACUAGUUUAGAGUUUGUGACUUUGUGAAAUGGAGAGAUGUAAGUGUAUAUCAUAUCCAUCUUUUGGUAUGUAUAUGAAUAUUUUAACUUUUUAAGCUAA
Molecule: messenger RNA, 2121 nt
Organism: Cornus florida
Lineage: Eukaryota; Viridiplantae; Streptophyta; Magnoliopsida; Cornales; Cornaceae
Product: allene oxide synthase 1, chloroplastic-like
Exons: 1
Coding region: 262-1860 (532 amino acids)
Biological process (GO): jasmonic acid biosynthetic process; sterol metabolic process
Cellular component (GO): chloroplast thylakoid membrane; chloroplast envelope
Molecular function (GO): monooxygenase activity; oxidoreductase activity, acting on paired donors, with incorporation or reduction of molecular oxygen; heme binding
Source: RefSeq, a predicted model, not a curated record